This is a messenger RNA of Mycena indigotica, 2394 nucleotides long. RefSeq names its product White collar protein 1. Gene Ontology annotation, cellular component: nucleus. Gene Ontology annotation, biological process: regulation of DNA-templated transcription. The coding region runs from base 1 to 2394 and encodes 797 amino acids. NCBI's taxonomy places the organism in Eukaryota, Fungi, Basidiomycota, Agaricomycetes, Agaricales, Mycenaceae. The transcript has 5 exons. The record is from RefSeq and is a predicted model, not a curated record.
AUGCCGUUUGGCUACCUUCAGCACGACGCUGCCCCAUACGACCAAUACCUUGCUGCCGGCAGCGACGACAACACUCCCGAUGAGCAGGACUACUCCCAGCUUACGUCUGGCAUGCUCCAAUUCCACAUUCCCCAAUAUCUUUUCGACUCUCCCCCACGGUUGGCCAGUGGAGGAGGUGCAGAGGCAUUCCAUCCCGCCCAAGCCGCCGCAUGGUUUACCAAUAGCGGCUUCCGACCACCCACCACCGACUACGACAGCCAUCACCAGUACUCCAACACCUCUGCCGCUGUGGAGACGGCUUACACGAGCCUCGAGUCGCUGGCGGAGACAUUUCCGUCCUAUCUCGCGCUUGCUGCAGCAAAGGAUACGGAAAACAACGCCUCUCCCGUUUCACCGUCAUCAUUUCCUACCGCAUUUUCCACAUUCCCCGCCUCUCCUCCUUUCCCCGAGAUCCCCCACGCGGCUUCAGCCACCCUCGGCCUCCCCAUUUACUCCCAAUCCGGCUUUGAUGUCGUUUCCCUGCUUGCUCGGGUUACCAACAGACCCAACCCCAUCGUCCCGCUCGGCCCAAUUGACUUUACCACCAGCUUUGUGGUCGCCGACUGCCGCCGUCACGAUGACCCGAUCGUGUACUGCUCGCCAAGUUUUUGCAGCUUGACGGGCUAUUCGGAGCAGGAGGUACGAGGGAGGAAUUGUCGCUUUUUGCAGGCUCCCCCAAAUGUCCACCUCGAAAAGGGAGAUAUCAGGCGUAGUGGGACAGUACAGGCACUGGCGAAAGCGAUCCACGGACGGAAGGAAGGACAGGCUAGGGUGGUUAACUACCGCAAAGACGGGGAGGUUUUCGUUAAUCUCGUCACCGUUGUCCCGCUUGUAGACGAAGACGGUUCGGACGGCGGAAUUAAGGGCGAGGUGGUGUGGUUUGUUGGUUUCCAAGUGGAUCUCGGCAAGCAAACCGACGGAAUAGCCAAACGCGUCCAUGAUGGGACAUACUAUGCUGUCCCCGUUUUGCAACAGCAGAAACAGGCAGGUCGGACCAAGAAGGAGGAGGCAAAGGAACGAAGGGCGGCUUCCAUCGUACCUCCACCCAAGAUGUCUAUAGAUCUGGCGAGGCUGCUCCAACGACCCAACUUCCUCGUCAGUUGUGGCGCUACCGCUCCUACGACUCUCCACACCGGCAUUCAGCCCGAUCCCACUAGUCAUGUGCUGCACUCGCUGCUUCUCGAUGCUUUACCCGACUUUAUCCACGUUCUGAGUCUCAAGGGCGCCUUCCUAUACGUCUCCUCUGCAGUCACGCGCGUGCUUGGCUGGGCACCAGCAGAGUUACUCGGCCAUUCCCUUGAAGAUAUUUGCUUUGACCGCGACAUUGUUAGCGUUGUCCGCGCCCUGAAAGAAGCGAGUAUGCCCAUUGCUUCUCCGCUCGAUCCGAGCGCCGCGAAGUCAAAGGAGAAAGAGAAGGCCGUUGUGCCUGUUCCGCGUAACCCCGAUGCGGUGCGCGUGGUCGAUCUGCUCUUUAGGGCCAGGACGAAGCAAGGCGCGUGGGUGUGGGUUGAGUCGCGCGGGAGGCUGCAUGUUGAGCCGGGCAAGGGACGAAAGGCGAUCGUGAUGAUUGGGCGUGCGAGAGGUAUGGCGGAAGUUGGACACGAUCCGCCCACGGAGACACCUCGUUUUGGGCAUACAACACCGCGACGCUCGCCGGCGGGGUCGGCGAGUGGUCUCGAGUUUGCUCUACUACCGAGGCCAAGGAGGCGUCCUAGUGAGGAUCCUACCGCGACUAGCACAGUCCAAACAACAUUUCACGGGAUCAUCGACCCGUAUGGACUCCUUCUUUCUGUUGGCACGGGUUGUAGCGCGGUCCUCGGUAGAGACUGCGAGCCAUCGUCGCUUCUGGGCACACAAAUUGGUGCUUUGGUCGUCCGCGAAGACAGCCAGAAUACAAUCGACAGGUUCUUCUUCAACUGGCGGACAGAGCGGCCGACGAUGGCGCGGGAGGUCAGCGUCAGGAUGCGAUACCGUCACGGGCCAGUCGUUGAUGCCGUUGUGCGGGUUGCCCCUCCCUCGACAGCGGCGGUGCUUCCACCACUGGUCACAUCGCCCCAUUUGCUUUAUUCAGUCCGUCUCGCGACCAGCGCGCGUCCAACAAUAGUCCGGACGAACCCAAGAUUCGGCCGGCUGGACCCCGUGAGCGGAAGCGAAAGCUGGCAAUAUGAGAUCAGUCAGUUGCGCUUCGCAAACGAGAGGCUUGUGCAGGAAAUCCAGGCUUUGGAGGCAGAGACCUCAGCAGCUGCAGGCCCGUCACUCGCGCUGCCAAGCCCCGCGGAAGACCAAAAAGGCGCAUACCUGCCGCAUGUGACAGUGCCCGCGAAACGGCCGUGGGACGCGCUGAGGGAGGUUUAG